This is a messenger RNA of Sturnus vulgaris (Common starling), 3243 nucleotides long. Lineage: Eukaryota; Metazoa; Chordata; Aves; Passeriformes; Sturnidae. The record is from RefSeq and is a predicted model, not a curated record.
CUUGGGGAGCUGCGGAUCCCCCCCGCACCCGAAACGCCCGCGCCCAGCUCUCGGUCACUGUGAAUCCUGCCUGCCCUCGCCCAAGGUCGGUGGGUGCAGUUUUGUCAGAAUCUGAGACCUUAAUGUUUUCUUUGAUUUCGUUCUGUAAGUACGAAGUCUAAAGUACAAAACUGGCAUGCAAGCAGGUAUGCUCUGUGCUUUUAUUCUCACUACUUAGUGUAAUAGUAACUGAUUUAAGUUUACUUCUGAUGUGAAAUAUGUGUCUUGGGGUUUUUGAUCUGCUCAGUUGUAGCAAUGGCUUCAGGAACAGCGCUGAUUUAUGAUGCGGAGAUGACCACUCACAAACUGCUUUGGAGUGACCCCAUUUGUGAUAUUGAAGUGCCAGAAAGACUUUCAUCCUCCUAUGAGCAGCUUAGAAGUUACCAUCUUGUGGAAAGAUGUGUUCAUGUGCCUGCCAGAGAAGGAACUGAGGAGGAAAUCCUGCUGGUUCACAGUUUAGAGCACUUGGAAGUGGCAAAAAGCACUCAGACAAUGAAUGAGGAGGAGUUGAAAAGGGUCUCUGAAAAUUACGAUGCUUUUUUCUUUCAUCCGAGCACUUACCGCUGUGCCAGACUAGCAGUAGGAGCAACUUUGCAGCUGGUGGACGCUGUGAUGUCAGGAAAAGUGCGCAAUGGAAUGGCGUUAGUCAGACCUCCAGGUCACCACAGCCAGAGAAAUGCAGCUAACGGUUUCUGUUUAUUCAACAACGUUGCUAUUGCAGCAGAAUAUGCAAAACUGAAAUAUGGCCUACAGAGAAUCCUAAUUGUUGACUGGGAUGUGCACCAUGGGCAAGGAACCCAAUAUAUAUUUGAAGAAGAUCCAAGUGUUUUGUACUUUUCUUGGCAUCGCUAUGAACAUCAGGAAUUCUGGCCAUCACUCAAAGAAUCCAAUUAUGAUGCUGUGGGUCUGGGAAGAGGAAAAGGUUUUAACAUAAAUUUGCCUUGGAAUAAGGUUGGGAUGGGGAAUUCAGAUUACCUUGCUGCAUUUUUCCAUGUGUUGCUUCCGAUGGCUUUUGAGUUUGAUCCUGAACUGGUUAUUGUCUCCUCUGGAUACGAUUCUGGAAUUGGUGACCCUGAAGGUCAGAUGAAUGCCACUCCUGAGGUUUUUGCUCACCUUACCCAUUUCCUGAUGCAGUUAGCUAAUGGAAAGCUGUGUGUCAUCCUAGAGGGUGGAUACCACUUGAAAUCAUUGGGUGAAUCAGUGUGCAUGACUGUAAAAACUUUGCUCGGAGAUCCUGUACCUCAGAUAACUGGAGAAAUGGCACCUUGUCUAAGUGCCAUUGAAUCUAUUCAAAAUGUGAGAGCAGCACAUAAACCCUACUGGAAAUGGUUGGCUUAUGAAGUGCCUCCCAUCAAAACAGCAACAAUUGGCUGUGAAGGUUCUGAGCAUUUUCUCCCUGAACAUGUUCAGCUGAUGAAGGAAAUGGACAAAACUGAAAUAAAAGCUCUUGUCAGUGGCUUUUAUGCAGACCUUGUGAAAGAGGACAAAACUUUGCUCUCCCUUGGCAGUUUGUUUGUAAUCCUAGAUAGAAUACUUAAGAAGGAGGUGUGUAAUGGAAUUACAGCAUCACCCACAGCUGCUCUUUCUACUGCUGUUGCACUAAGACACUCUGUUCGUUUUGGAUUUCAAAGAGUGCUUUGUGUAUUUGUUGGAGACAUGGAGAUGAUACCAAACACAGAAGAUGGAAAAAUGCUUAUCAUAAACAUCUGUGAGAAAGAACAGUCUGGAAAGACCAGUUGCAAACACUGUAUUUCUCUAAACUGGAAAGAGGAUGCUGAAGGAAAUGAUUUCUUUUCUGCUCUAGUUGGAUUCAUUCUUCCUGUAGCAUAUAGUUACCAACCAAACUUAACAGUAAUAGCUGUUGGACCAAACAGGAGCCUUGAAAUAAGUGGGAUUUCUCUGCUUGUUGCUUUACUACAAGGAUUAGCUGAGUCUCGAAUUUUUGCUGUGAUUGAGGACACAGAGAUAAGUUUAAUGCAAAAUGUAGCCAAAGCAUUGGUGGGUGCUUCUACACCUUCCUUUGGAAUCUACGUACCUCCUACCCAAGAAAAAGUAAAUAAAAUAAAAGCAUUAAGAGGGCAGUUUCAGCAGGAAUGGAAAAUGCUUCAGUGUUCAGGUAAGUUGUCUGAUUUUAUCUUUAACUCUUAUACACAGUAAGUUUCUGAAAAGAUUAUCUGUAAAUACAGCUGUGUUGUGUAAGUCAGUGGGACAUUUAAAGUCAGUUGGGGCAGACUGAUCUAAUGUGAAACUGGUGAAACUCUGAAUUCUUCUAAUUCUGUCACUUGAGCCAGAAAGCACCAAAUUUCAUAGCAUAACAACUGUACUCUUGGGACUUAGAAUACUGUUACUCCAAAAUUUUGGAAUGAAAUUACCAAAAUACAUGCUUAAAGAAUGGGUAGCAAGGUGUGCCCUGUCUCUGAUUGCUAAUGUGUUUUCUGAAUAUAGUGCCAGAACAGGUGAUAUUUUUAUGUUUGACUUGUCCACAAAUAAUUCAAUAAUGAUUAGUCAUGUUGUAAGUACAGUCACAAAGAACUAAAGAUCAGGCAUUCCAUCUGUACAGGAAUCAGGCCAGGCAGGUAGGUAUGUUUUCAAGCGUUCUUGUCUAGAAAUGUUUCUUUGCUGAACGACUUCUGUUUUUCAACAAAAAAAGGCAAUUAUGAUUGUGGGCAUCUCUAAAAGAAAAUACCAUUCUCUCUUUCAGAAGAAAUGCUCAAUACCAGGGGUCUGCUUCCAAUAAAAAUACUCUUGUUGCAGUCAGGAAUUGUGGUAUGAGCUUGAUUAAUAACUGGUUUUGUUAUUGCUGUUUUUUUAGUGAAGGAGGGGAUUUCAAGAAAUUGAUUUCACUUCAGAGUCAUUUUACAAAGAAGAAGAAAAGGAAAAUAUGAGGACUUCACUCUGCCUUCUUUUCAAGCAUAAAUUGUCUGUCUAAUAAAUAAGAACUCCAAAUCUCCAGAGACUUAGUAGUGGCCUAAGGCCACAUCAUGUAAAUUCUCAAAAUUAAACAUCCCAAGACAAUAGCCUAGAUAUGCCUUAUUUUGUAGUGUUCCAGGUAUGAUUUAGGGAUCAUUUUCAAGAGCACUUUUUUGUUAUUGUGACUUCAAUAAUUUGACCUUUUGAUUUCAGACCCUUCAAAUUAUGUUUAUACUGGUGUUCCUACUGGGUUCAACUUUAUAUCAUAUGGAAUAAAUAAUCUUUUUUAAUUAC